AUGGAAGACUCCAGAGAGAUCCGCAGUGAUUCUUGGCAUAAGAGGGGCGAGAGCGAGGAGCCCUCGUCCCCUCAGUCCCUUUGCCAUCUCGUGCCCCCAACAGCAGGGCACGAACGGUCUGGCUGUGAGACCCCUGUCAGUGUGGACUCCAUCCCUCUGGAGUGGGAUCACACCGGUGAUGUGGGGGGCUCCUCUUCUCACGAAGAAGAUGAGGAGGGCCCGUACUACAGUGCGUUGUCAGAUGUAGAAAUCCCUGAAAAUCCUGAGGCCUAUCUUAAAAUGACCACAAAAUCUUUGAAAGCGUCAUCUGGUAAAUCAAUUUCUGAUGGGCACUCAUGGCAUGUUCCUGACAGCCCUUCCUGUCCUGAGCGUCACUACAAACAAAUGGAAGGUGAUAGGAACAUACCGCCCAUCCCCUCAGAUUCCAGCACACCUUAUAAACCAGCCUACGCAAAGCUGCUAUUACCUUCCGGCACUGAUGUUGGCAAAGAAGGCCCAAGAGCCCUGAACAGCGGCGCCCAGCAGGAAGAGCACAGGCUGGCCGGUCUAACUGGGCAGCAGUCAGGUGCCUUUGACAGAUGGGAGGCGAUUCAACCACAAGAACUUCACAGCAAACUUAGAAUAAAACAAAACUUGCAGCAGCUGAACUCUGAUAUCAAUGACAUCACCACUUGGCUGAGAAAUACUGAAGCAGAACUAGAAACAUUAAAGAUGGCAAUAGCCCCCUCCAAUAUCCAAGAAGUAGAACUCAGAGUGAAGAAACUGAAGGAGAUCUUAAAAGCUUUUGACACCUACAAGGCAUUAGUGGUCUCUGUCAACGUGAGCAGCAAGGAAUUUCUGCAAACCGAGAGCACCGAGCCCAGAGAGCUCCAAAACAGACUCCACCAGCUGAGCCUGCACUGGGAGGCGGCGCAGGGUGCCGUGGACAGCUGGAGAGAGGGCUUGAGGAAGUCACUCAUGCGGUGCCAGGCAAUUCUGUGACGUGUAUUAUUUUUCAAGGACUUCCACCAGUUGAGUCAGAGUCUGCUCCUGUGGCUAGCAAGUGCUGAGAACCGAAGGCAGAAGGCUCAUGUCACUGAUGCGAAGGGCGACCCCCAGGCUCUCCUGGAGUGCCAGAAGGCACUAAUGCAACUUGAAAAGGAGCUAUUAGAACAUCAACCUCAAGUAAACUCCUUACAGGAGAUUUCAACCAGCCUUCUUAUUAAGGGACAUGGAGAAGAGUAUAUUGAGGCUGAAGAGAAAGUGCAUGUUAUUGGGAAGAAACUCAAACAGUUACUUGAGCAAGUGUCCCUAGAUUUAAUGUCUUUGCAGGAAAGCCAGAACCCAGAGCCAUCUCUGCCCAGCCUUGACGAGGUUGACCCUGGGGGCCAGCACUCGGCAGCAUCUGUGCCAGCUACCCAAGCGAAGCAGUUUGGAGCUGAGAGAACCACAAAUGGCGAGAACAAGACGGACAGCAGGGUGCCCGGCCUCGGCGGCUCGCGGCCGCAGCGCUCCUUCUUCUCCCGGGUGCUCAGGGUGGCGCUGCCCCUGCAGCUGCUGCUGCUGCUGCUGCUGCUCCUGGCCUGCCUGCUGCCCUCCUCUGAAGAGGACUACAGCUGCACACAGGCCAACAACUUCGCUCGGUCUUUCUACCCCAUGCUGAGGUACACCAACGGGCCACCCCCCACGUAG
Molecule: messenger RNA, 1671 nt
Organism: Orycteropus afer afer
Lineage: Eukaryota; Metazoa; Chordata; Mammalia; Tubulidentata; Orycteropodidae
Source: RefSeq, a predicted model, not a curated record